Molecule: messenger RNA, 2007 nt
Organism: Penicillium concentricum
Lineage: Eukaryota; Fungi; Ascomycota; Eurotiomycetes; Eurotiales; Aspergillaceae
Product: biotin--[acetyl-CoA-carboxylase] ligase BPL1
Exons: 6
Coding region: 1-2007 (668 amino acids)
Biological process (GO): protein modification process
Cellular component (GO): cytoplasm
Molecular function (GO): biotin--[biotin carboxyl-carrier protein] ligase activity
Source: RefSeq, a predicted model, not a curated record
AUGGCAACGCCAACGGGCAACAAUGCCAAUUUCGCUGGCAAAAAGCUCAAUGUUCUAGUUUAUACCGGAAAUGGAACGACCGUUGACUCAGUCCGGCACUGCCUCUACACCCUCCGCCGCCUGCUCUCUCACCACUAUGCGGUCAUCCCUGUAACGGGAGAUAUGCUCCUAAAGGAGCCAUGGAUGACUACGUGUGCUAUGCUGGUCAUGCCCGGCGGCGCGGAUAUGGGAUACUGUACCACACUCAAUGGUGCGGGGAACCGGCGCAUCGCGCAAUUUGUCCGCAACGGCGGGCGAUACCUCGGUCUGUGUGCUGGUGGCUACUACGGAAGCAAGAGUUGCGAGUUCGAGGUCGGCGACAAGACAAUGGAGGUUGUUGGAGAUCGCGAAUUGGCUUUCUAUCCGGGCAUCUGUCGGGGCGGGGCAUUCCCGGGCUUCGUUUACCACAGCGAGGAGGGGGCACGCGCUGCAGGACUCGAAGUGGCCAAGGAGGCUUUGAGAAUUGGCAAUGUACCAACCAACUUUAAGUCGUACUACAAUGGCGGUGGUGUCUUCGUUGAUGCGCCCUUGCUCGCAGACAAAGGGGGGGAGGGUGCGGCUGCCGUUGUCUAUUGCAAAGUCGGCAGUGGAGCAGCGGUCUUGACCGGACCUCAUCCUGAAUUUGCGGCUGCCAAUCUGGACCCGAAGGCGGGCGGGUCUGAAUAUGCGGACAUGGUUGCGUCUCUCGCUGCCGAUGACAAGGAACGGACGGACUUCUUGAAGGCUUGUCUGUCCAAACUUGGGCUUGAGGUCACACAGGACACGACAACAGUGCCUUCACUGUCGUCCUUGCACAUGUCUGGAAUCGAUGCUGAUGGUCCCAUGGAUAUCCUUUCGGGCCUUGGAGCUUCAUUCACCCAAGAGGGUCAGACAGAGUAUCUCAAAGACGACCACGAUACGUUCCGCAUUGAACGCCCUGGAACAUGGAAUCUUGGUGAACUAGAAGAAUCGCUCCCCGCAGCAUCCUCGGAGCCCAGCGAGGGUAUCGUUGAUUACCAGGCAAUCAUCAAGCGACUUGUGUUCCACGAUGAUAUCCCAUCUUCGAAACUGACCCCAUACUUCAACCAUCAUUCAUUCUAUGCUCACCUCCGCCAAUACCAAUCCGAGUCCAAGGGAGAAGCUACAACAUUUGGCUCCAAUCUCUUAUAUGGAGAGGUAGUGACUAGCACGAACACAGUUCUUGAAAAGAACAUGAAGCUGCUUCGUCAGUUGCCACAAGGAUUUACGGCUACGGCCACAGCACAAAUCGCUGGACGGGGACGCGGGUCCAAUGUCUGGGUCUCACCAGCAGGCUCUCUGAUCUUUUCAACUGUAGUGCGACACCCAAUGGACAAGAUUCAGUCGGCACCAGUUCAGUUCCUCCAGUACCUAUCAGCCAUGGCGGUUGUCAGGGGAAUCAAGAAUUACGCCAAAGGCUACGAGAAGAUCCCGGUCAAGCUAAAAUGGCCAAACGAUAUCUAUGCACUGGAUCCAGAUGACCCCGAACAGAAACGAUACACGAAGAUUUGCGGCAUUCUUAUCAACUCCCAUUUCAUGUCAAACGAGUACAUCUCCGUCGUCGGUAUCGGUGUCAAUGCCACCAACGCCUCUCCGACAACCGCUUUGACCACCCUCGCGGCACGCUACGCAUCCCCAGGCGCUGCUGCCGCCUCACCUGUCACGCUCGAGAGGCUGCUGGCUCGUAUUUUGACUACUUUUGAAGCCUUGUAUACCCGCUUCUUGCGCACAGGCUUUGAUAGAGGCUUUGAGGCUAUGUAUUAUGAAGACUGGCUACACAUGCACCAGAUUGUCACGCUGGAGGAGGAGGGCGGUGCUCGCGCUCGCAUUCAGGGUAUCACCCGUGACUUUGGUCUUUUGCUGGCUGAGGAGUUGGGGUGGAAUGAUCGUCCAACGGGACGUGUGUGGCAGUUGCAGAGUGAUAGUAACAGCUUUGACUUCUUCCGUGGGUUGUUAAAGCGGAAGGUAUAG